CAGCUCGGUUAUCCAACAGAUGAAAGGUGAGUCUGGGAGGAAUCUGCUGGAAGCAGGACCCCAGACUUCCUAAAUCCGCCCCUGCAUCUAUCAACACAUCAAUAAAAGGAUUAACUUUGACCCAUCUAGUUCCAGCAUUACAGAUGACGAGUCUGCAGCUGAGCGCCAAGGAGGAGAUGGUGGAGAAGUUUCUAGACGCCGCAGCGAGAGGAGACGUGUCCCUGGUGUCCUCCCUUCUGUCGCACGUCCCUUACCUCCUCAACCAGACGGGAAACAGCGGCUGGACGGCGCUGAUGCUGGCGGCUCGUAACGGCCAUCACCACGUGGUGGAGAAGCUGCUUUCGCUCGGUUGUGAUCAGUUCUCCGUUAACGGCUCGUCCCAGACUGCCUAUGACAUCGCCAAGUUCUGGGGCCACCGACACAUCGCCGGCCUGCUGAGCCGCUCCGGAGACGCCUGCGGACGAAUCCUGCAGGGCGCCGAUCUCAGCCCGCAGGAAAACUAUUUCGGCAGAGAGACGCUGGACCGGCUGAGCGCAAAGAGGACCGACAAAGUUUGGUUAGAGGCCAAACUGAGCGCCGCAGACACCAUCUUCCUCCUGUUCUCCAACCUCAGCCCCAUGGUCUACACGUCCCAGGAGGACAGCAGGGAACGGCCGGGGGACUUCCAGCUGUGCCGGUUCAGGUACCAGGAUGUGAAGGACCUGCUGCAGGAACCUUCAACCGUGACGAUCUUCCUGGGAAUGGAGAAGCUAAGGAGCCCUUCCUCCUCCUCCUCCUCUCAGAGCAUCGCUGAGCCUCCCGUUUGGUUUGCCAUCAACACGGAUAGAGACGCUGCUGAACUCCUGAAACGCUGCAGAGAGAAGAACUGUUCCUUCCCCAGAUCCCCGAACAGAGACCUGCUGAAGCUCAGCGAGGACGAGGCGGGCAUCGUAGCCCAGGCCCGGUCGGUGCUGGCAUGGCACAGCCGCUACAGCUUCUGCCCAACGUGCGGCAGCAGCACCCGUCUGGAGGAGGGCGGAUACAAGAGGAGCUGUUCCAACUCUGAAUGCAGGAGCCUGCAGGGCGUCCACAACACCUGCUAUCCCAGAGUCGACCCAGUGGUCAUCAUGUUGGUGAUUCACCCCGAUGGAAACCAGUGCUUACUGGGAAGGAAGAAGAUUUUCCCUCCUGGGAUGUUUUCCUGUUUGGCCGGAUUCGUUGAACCAGGGGAGACGAUGGAGGAGGCGGUGAGGAGGGAGGUGGAGGAGGAGAGCGGCGUGAAGGUGGGCGCCGUCCAGUACGUCUCCUGCCAGCCGUGGCCCAUGCCCUCCAACCUGAUGAUCGGCUGCAUGGCGGUCGCCACGUCCACUGACAUCAAAGUGGACGAGAACGAGAUCGAGGAGGCCCGCUGGUUUCCACGGCAACAGGUAAUUGAUUCUUUGUUCAGAGGAGAUCGCUCAGCCUUCGUCGUCCCCCCCAGACAGACCAUCGCCCACCAGCUGAUCAGACACUGGAUCUGCAUGAACUCCAACCUUUGACCUCUGACCUUCAGCACAGGAUCUCCUGCUCUGCAGAAACUAACUGGAUCAAAGAUCUUACCAGCUGCUGGGAUUUACUCCCUUAUUCCUCAAACGAUGCUUCAGGUUGACUUUUUAUCUGGAAAACAAGAAGAAACUGAUGAAGCAAAAGUUUACCUGAAGCUGCAUCAGCAGGAGUCAUCAGAGGAAGGAACCUUUUUGGAGAUUGGAGAAGAAAAGAUGGCCGUCAUCAGCAAAGAAAAGCAGUUAUUAAAGUUAAUUAACUGUAAAGAGCUUAACAGAAAUAAACAGGGGAAUAAAACGUAUUUGGUUACGAUAAUUAA
Cyprinodon tularosa is the source of this 1840-nucleotide messenger RNA. RefSeq names its product nudix (nucleoside diphosphate linked moiety X)-type motif 12 (gene nudt12). Bases 144 to 1517 code for a protein of 457 amino acids. Lineage: Eukaryota; Metazoa; Chordata; Actinopteri; Cyprinodontiformes; Cyprinodontidae. The record is from RefSeq and is a predicted model, not a curated record. Gene Ontology annotation, molecular function: metal ion binding; protein binding; NADH pyrophosphatase activity. The transcript has 10 exons. Gene Ontology annotation, cellular component: cytosol. Gene Ontology annotation, biological process: NADP+ catabolic process; NAD+ catabolic process.